This is a messenger RNA of Lodderomyces pseudojiufengensis, 1203 nucleotides long. It is a transcript of the gene RPN7, whose product is annotated as proteasome regulatory particle lid subunit. Gene Ontology annotation, biological process: proteasome-mediated ubiquitin-dependent protein catabolic process. The transcript has a single exon. NCBI's taxonomy places the organism in Eukaryota, Fungi, Ascomycota, Pichiomycetes, Serinales, Debaryomycetaceae. The record is from RefSeq and is a predicted model, not a curated record. Gene Ontology annotation, cellular component: proteasome regulatory particle. Bases 1 to 1203 code for a protein of 400 amino acids.
AUGGAGAUUGAAUCAGAUUUACCGAAAUUUCCAGACUAUAAAUUAUCAGAACAGCAAUUUCUUAUACAACACACCAAUUUAUCGAAUGAAGAAAGAACAAGUUUAAUAAAUGAAUUAGUCAACACCAUUAAAACAGAGAACCUUGCACCAUAUUAUAAAUACUUACAAAAUGAAAUUAAAGAUUUUCCAUAUGAUGAAUCUACAUAUCAACAGCUAGCUUCCGAAAACGAUGAGCAAAUAACUGAAUUGAAAUCAAAAAUCAAAGAAGCUGAAGGUGAAGAAGAAACUGAAUUGGAUGUAACCACUACCACAACCAAAUUAGCAGAAUAUUAUACAAAAAUAAUUGAUAGAGUAAAUGCUCUUGAAACGUUCAAAAAAGUAUUAGAAUUGACUUCUGAUACUGGAAAGAAAAUAGAUCAUUUAUUAACUAUGGCUAGAAUAAAUUUCUUCUUUAAUGAUCUUCCACAAGUUGGUAAAGAUUUAGAUCAAAUUUCAAAUUUAAUAGAAAAAGGUGGGGAUUGGGAACGUCGUAAUAGAUAUAAAGCAUAUAAUGGGAUUUACCAAUUAGCUACAAGAAAUUUUGGAGAAGCAGCCAAAUUACUAAUUGAUUCAUUGGCUACUUUCACUUCAACUGAAUUAUGCUCAUAUGAACAAAUUGCUCAUUAUGCAAUUGUUGCAGGUGUUAUAUCUUUAGAUAGAGUUGAUUUAAAGAUUAAAAUAAUAGAUUCACCUGAGAUUUUAUCAAUUUAUUCAUCUGCUCCAAAGUUAGAACCAAUAUUAAAUUUAACUAAUUCAUUAUACACUUGUCAAUAUAAUUGUUUUUUUGAAUACCUUUUACAAACAUACGAUCAAUUAUUAGUACCAAACAAAUACUUACAACCUCAUGCAAAUUAUUUUUUAAGAGAAAUGAGAUGUAAAGCUUAUGGUCAAUUAUUAGAGAGUUACAAAUCAUUAUCUUCAAAAUCAAUGGCACAACAAUUCAAUAUUAGUGAAGACUUUUUAGAUCAAGAUUUAUGUAGAUUCAUUCCAAAUAAGAAAUUGCAUUGUGUGAUUGAUAAAGUUAAUGGAAUAAUUGAAACUAACAGACCAGAUAAUAAGAAUAAUCAAUAUCAUUUAUUAAUUAAACAAGGUGAUGGAUUAUUAACUAAGUUACAAAAAUAUGGAGCUGCUGUAAAAUUGAGUGGUGCUGAACGAGUUGUAUAA